Messenger RNA from Onthophagus taurus, 1480 nucleotides. The record is from RefSeq and is a predicted model, not a curated record. Lineage: Eukaryota; Metazoa; Arthropoda; Insecta; Coleoptera; Scarabaeidae.
UAAGAUAUAAGUCUUUUAAAAUCGAUUAAUAAAAAAGUCAUAGAAUGAACACACAGGAGUGAAGUUAUGAGUUUUAAGAACAACAAUAUAGAACAUAUUCUAGAAUUUAGCUAGCCAUCAAAAGACGUCAUAAUGUGUCAAACAUUUGAAAUAUUUAUUAUUCAAACAUUUUUCAUUCCAACAUUUUUUCCUUAUUAAAAACUUUUUUUAAACAUACAAUUUUCCCAUUAUUUAUCAUUAUGAAUUAUUACAACGAAUUUGAAAGCGAAUAUAUCGAAUACUACGAAUUCGAAUAUCCAGAAAGAGAAAUAAUCCAUCAAGAAUCAGUUUAUAAACAUCCAAUUAAACAAUUUGAUAGACCGGAAAAAAAUUAUUACUCGAAUCAAAACGAAGAAAUUAACAUAGAUGAGAGCGAUUACGAAGCGAAGAAACAUCGCGCUUUAAUUAAGACGUCGUUAAGAAAGAAGCCCAAAAGGAAAUUAAAGAAGCCCGAUUAUAUAAAGUUUAUUAAAAAAUCGAAUCGUAGCAAAAUUUCAUCAGAUACGUCAACGAAUAAUAUAGUGAUUAAUAAAAGAUCGAAUAAGAAUGACAAAUUACCGAUUGACAAUCAAAAUAAAAUUAAUUUAAACGAUAAAAAAUCAAAAUUUUUAGUUAAAAAAGCGAUUUCCCCAAUCGAAACGAUGCGGCCGAAAAUAACCGACGAAUCAUACACUUUAUCGAUACAAGAACCAAAAAACACUCAAUUUCAUUCGGUGACAAACGUAAAAUCUUUCGCUGAAGGAAAUACAGCUUCCGCGGAAAUGAUCGGAUGGAGAAAUCAUUCGAUGCCAGAUACAACAACCGACUCAGCGAAUGCUUUUAGUUUUGGUUCAAACGAUCCUAAACAUUACGAUACAAUUUCGAGCGAUUGUUACACAAACGUGACGAUAAACAGCGAUGAAUAUCGCGAAUUUAUUAAUCAAAUUAAUAAAAUUCCCCAAAUCUCCCAAAAGGAUUGUUAUUGUAACGAUAAUAACAACAAAAUUUUAAGAAGUGAAUCGGCGCCUCCGAUUGGGAUCGGUUCGAUUUUAAAAUCGUUUUAUGAUUCGACGAAUUCAAACCAAACUCCCGAUGUUGACGAUACAACGAUGGAUAAAAAGAAAAAUAAAUCGCGUGAUGAGAAAAAAAAUGUUAAACUAAAUCGUUCCGUUGUUAACCGCGAAAAAGAAUUAAAAGUGAAUCCUUUAAACGAAGUUCCUCUACUUUAUAUUUUUGAUUGGUUGAUCCCCAAAGGAAAUUUAAUUACACUGUGUAAAGAUAAAAGGCCGGAAACGAAAAAUCAUUCCGUGUUGUUUAAAAUGCUUAGGAUUUUUGUUGAGGUUAUUGGAAAAGUGCAAUUAUUUACUUAUCAAUAUGCUUUGAGGUAUUUAUUAUUUAUUUAAGAAUAUAUUUUAAUGUAAAAAACGGUUUAGGACAAAAUAAAUUAAUAAAAUUAUGCUAA